AUGUUCCAACUGGCCCAGUUUGGGGUGCUGUCGGCCUUGGCCACCGCGCUCACCUCGGUCCUGUCUGCGCUCUUCCUGCUGGCACUGACCCGGCAGCUGUGGAGCCUCCGCUGGAGCCUGACCCGGGAUAAAGAGAGCAGCCGGCCGCUGCCGAAAGGCUCCAUGGGCUGGCCGCUGGUUGGAGAAACUUUCCACUGGCUGUUUCAGGGUUCCAACUUCCACAUCUCGCGCAGAGAGCGUCAUGGCAACGUGUUUAAGACCCACCUCCUCGGAAAGCCUGUCAUCCGGGUGACUGGAGCAGAAAACAUCCGCAAGAUCCUGCUGGGUGAGCACAGCCUGGUGUGCACCCAGUGGCCUCAGAGCACCCGCAUCAUACUGGGACCCAACACUUUGGUCAACUCCAUCGGAGACCUCCACAAAAAGAAGAGAAAAAUCCUUGCUAAAGUGUUUAGCCGGGGGGCCCUGGAGUCCUACCUGCCCCGGCUGCAGGAUGUCGUCAAGUCUGAAAUCGCCAAGUGGUGCUCAGAGCCGGGCGCCAUCGACGUUUACAGCGCUGCCAGGUCCCUGACCUUCCGUAUCGCCAUCCAGGUCCUGCUGGGUCUGCAGCUGGAGGAGGAGCGGAUAGUUUACCUGGCGCAAAUCUUUGAGCAGCUGAUGAACAACCUCUUCUCGCUGCCCAUAGACGCUCCACUCAGUGGGUUACGCAAGGGAAUAAAAGCCAGAGAGAUCCUGCACGCCAACAUGGAGAAAAUUAUUGCAGAGAAGAUGGAGCGGCCGCAGUCAGAGGAUGAAUAUCAUGAUGCAUUCGACUACAUGCUGUCCAGUGCAAAAGAGCAUGGACAUCAGCUCAACAUCCAGGAGCUCAAGGAAACAGCAGUGGAGCUAAUCUUCGCCGCUCACUCUACCACAGCCAGCGCCUCUACAUCACUCGUCCUCCAGCUUCUUCGCCAUCCAGCCGUGGUGGAGAAGGCCAAAGCCGAGCUGGAAGCUGAGGGCCUCGGCUACGACUCCCACAGCAGUAACAUCCCAUCCUGUGUCACAACAGAGACGGAGGAUGAUGCUGCCAACACAGAGAUAACCUGCCUACUGAAUGGGGACUGUCAGAAUCACAGUGAUGGUUUCCCACAGUCCCACUCCCACAUACCCUAUCUGAGCCUGGACAAGCUGAGCCAGCUCCGAUACGUGGACUGUGUGGUCAAAGAGGUGCUCCGCUUCCUGCCACCGGUCUCUGGAGGUUACCGGACAGCCCUUCAGACGUUUGAGCUAGACGGUUACCAGAUUCCCAAAGGCUGGAGUGUAAUGUACAGCAUCAGGGACACCCAUGAGACGGCAGCAGUCUUCCACAUCCCGGAGCUGUUUGAUCCGGAUCGGUUUGGCCCCGAUCGCGAGGAGAGUCGAUCAUCUCGUUUCAGCUAUGUGCCUUUUGGCGGUGGUGUGCGGAGCUGCGUAGGGAAAGAACUGGCACAGAUCAUACUAAAAACUCUGGCUGUGGAGCUGAUCGGGACUUGCAAAUGGACUCUGGCCACAGAGAACUUUCCCAAGAUGCAGACAGUGCCGAUAGUACACCCAGUGAACGGGCUGCAUGUGCUUUUUACUUACAACCACCCUCUUUAG
Molecule: messenger RNA, 1614 nt
Organism: Cheilinus undulatus (humphead wrasse)
Lineage: Eukaryota; Metazoa; Chordata; Actinopteri; Labriformes; Labridae
Gene: cyp26c1
Product: cytochrome P450 26B1
Exons: 6
Coding region: 1-1614 (537 amino acids)
Biological process (GO): sterol metabolic process
Molecular function (GO): oxidoreductase activity, acting on paired donors, with incorporation or reduction of molecular oxygen; iron ion binding; heme binding
Source: RefSeq, a predicted model, not a curated record